AUGCCCACGGCAGCUGGACGUUCCAUAUCCCCCUUUGCUGACAUCCCCACAGGCGGCGGUUCUUCACGCGGACGGGGUCGCGGUCGGGGCCGUGGCAGGGGAAGUGCACGCGGCCGUCGCCAGUCGCGCAAUCGCGCACGCCCAGGCCAGGAUUCCUUCUCCUCUACGCGCACCUCCCCGAAUACUUCGCAUGGGAGCAUCCCUGAUCUUUCCGUUCUCGUUGAAAACCCCCUUCCCAUCCCACGCGGCCGGGGACGCGGCGCGAAACGUCGAGGAACAUCCAGUGGUCGCACAACACGCUCCACUCACUUGACUGAUCUCAAUCUUCCUCAUACCUCCUCACAAAGCCCUACAGAGCUAUCCGAUCGAUUAUCUGCACAAGUCGCACGCGGAGCGGUCGAAUGUGUCGUCUGCCUGGAGCGAAUUAGGCGCGCGGCCCCGAUCUGGCAUUGUGAUGUCUGUUUUACCCUCACACAUCUACACUGUGCUCGCAAGUGGGGAAACCAGACGGCCCAAGCGAACACUCAGUCACCUACCAGCUUUAAUUGUCCUGGAUGUCGAGCCCCGUCCGGGAAUCCGAAAUCAAUCCACUUCAAGUGUUUUUGCGGCCGACGCAGAAAUCCCCAACUCGAACCCGGUGUCUUACCCGGGAGCUGCGGAGACCCUUGUCUAAGGCCGAGAGGUGCCAAGGGGAGCGGCUGUCCCCACAAAUGCACAAGUUUGUGCCAUCCAGGUCCAUGCGCCCCGUGCGUAGUCCAAGCGUCCCCAACGCGCUGUCAUUGUGCCAAAGAAAUGAUAUUCAGAAAGUGUGGAGAACCACUACCGAUUGAUGGAGUCUCCUGUGGAGGUAUAUGCGGAAAACACAGAGAUGCCUGUUCACACCCAUGCGAAAAGGUUUGUCAUCCUAGGAACGAUGGGCUUGGUUGCGGCGAAUGCGAAGCCAUGGUGGAAGUCAUUUGCUACUGCGGGGGAAACCAUACGACUCUUCCUUGUUCAGUCGCAUCAGAGCAAUAUGCUUGCGGGAGUAUUUGCGGGCGUAUGCUGGACUGCGGUAUCCAUGAAUGUGACAGACGUUGCCAUCCAGGAAAUUGCGGUCCCUGCGCCACAAGCGCUACUAGCGUCAACUCCUGUGCAUGCGGCAAGACUUUACUUUCUAUCGAAGCGAAAGAGGCACGAAAAUCUUGUACAGAUCCAAUACCAAGCUGUGGAGGCAUUUGUGAAAAGGAUCUCGGGUGUUUAGGAGGGCACAUGUGCCAGGAUACAUGUGCCCAUUACGGCAGAUGCAAGCCUUGUACGACAGAGGUCAUGGUCGAAUGCAGGUGCGCCGCGACAGUGGUCAAGGUAAUUUGCGGGGAAAAGCCAGACGUACUGCGGGAGCGCCUUGUGUGCAGUAAGAAAUGCAACGAAGGGCAGACGUGUCGGCGGCAUCGUUGCCAAACGAUUUGCUGCUUCUUCAAGAAAAGAAAGGCGUUGCCAAGGCCCAACGUCGUAUCUAGCGAGAAUUUGUGGGUGAGUGUGCUAGGAUCCUCAUACAGCCCAGGGCUGACGAACGCGGAAAGGCGGCGGAUCGGACAUGGAUGCAACGAGCUUUGCGGGAAAGAGCUGUCUUGUGGCAUCCAUGAAUGCGAUAUUGCUUGCGGGCACCACGGAGCGUGCCCGCCGUGCGGCAUCUUAUCCAGAGAACCUCUCUUUUGCGCGUGUGGAUCUGCCUCAAUACCGCCCCCAGUACGGUGUGGAACUCCACUGCCGUCAUGUGGCAAGACUUGUUCAAUUGUUAGAGAGUGUGGUCAUCAAUGCCCUCUCCACUGCCACGAGGGUGAGUGUCCUCCGUGCGCGGAGAACAUGUUGUUUGAAUGCAUCGGUGGCCAUGGCGAAAGUCGUUUCGUUCCCUGCCAUGUAGGUGGAAGAGGGAUCAAGUGCUCAAGAGCUUGUGGACGAGCGCUACGCUGCGGUGUUCAUGCCUGCAGAAAUGCAUGCCACGGGAACUAUCCAAAUGAAUGUGAGCCCUCUGCCGUUGAGGGAUGCUCACAGCCGUGUGGCCUGGCCCGUAAGAAAUGCAUGCAUGCUUGUCCGAGCAAUUGUCACCCCGGCAUGCUAUGCCCAGAUACACCAUGUCGCGAAAUGAUAGUUGUGUCUUGCCCUUGUGGCAGACGACAAGAGCAAGCCGAGUGUUUGCGGGGUGGAAUGGGUGGAUCGCGAGAAGAUGGGGAUGACGUCCGACUAACGUGCGACGAGGAGUGUGCAGGACAAAGCCGCUUGCGAGGAUUUGCAAGGGCUGUUGGGAAGGACGGAGGAUCCUCUCUGGGUGACGCCUCCGGGGCUGCUCCAGCACGAUACAGUGAGUUCCUGCUUCAGUUUGCAGAACGAGAAACUGGAAUGCUAGCAUUUUUCGAGCGUGAGUUUGGGAAGAUUGUCGGCGGCAAGGCCAAGAAAUUUGUCCUUGACGACCUUCCGCAGUUGCAUCGGCUUGUCGUGCACACGCUGGCAGACGAGUACUACAAGCUCGAGUCGGAGUCAUCAGGCCGGCCUACCAGUCGACAACUCGUUGUGCGCCACCGUGGGGCCGGUGUAAAGCCAGUUCUCCCACGCCCCUUGCUCUCAGAAGCUCUUGUCGCACGAGAGCAUGAAAAGCGGAAGUUCAGGCAACUUGAAUCUGGGAGAACUCUAGUGAUACAUGUUGCCGGUUCUACACGAUACCCUGCGACUGCCACCAUUGAGGGGAGAGUGGAAUCCGAAUUAAGAGAUCAUGUUGGAUUUUACCGUGUCAUAGAGAGAACGACUAUGUCUUCUAAUCUCAUCGGCAUCAGCGUGCAGUUUAGCACCUCAGAACGUGCCUUGCUCGCACAGAACACACUAGCUACGAAGCCGGGUGUCUCGGUUGAGACACCGUCGCAACCCCUAGAAGCCAGGAUUUCUGCAUCCCGCCAGGGAGCGAAUAAAACAGAGGACCGCAGCUUCGCAGCAAUGGCGAGUCAGUCAUGGAACGAAGGAACUGAGGUUGGAAGAAGAGAACUCAGGAACGGACUGCCGGCCGCGCCACCAACUUCUGUAAUGGGUGAAGACGUGCCUGACUCAUGGGAUGACUAG
Chondrus crispus (carragheen) is the source of this 3087-nucleotide messenger RNA. RefSeq lists its product as hypothetical. Lineage: Eukaryota; Rhodophyta; Florideophyceae; Gigartinales; Gigartinaceae. The record is from RefSeq and is a predicted model, not a curated record. Gene Ontology annotation, biological process: regulation of DNA-templated transcription. The transcript has a single exon. Gene Ontology annotation, cellular component: nucleus. The coding region runs from base 1 to 3087 and encodes 1028 amino acids. Gene Ontology annotation, molecular function: zinc ion binding; DNA-binding transcription factor activity, RNA polymerase II-specific; RNA polymerase II transcription regulatory region sequence-specific DNA binding.